Messenger RNA from Suillus subalutaceus, 1077 nucleotides. RefSeq lists its product as uncharacterized. The transcript has a single exon. NCBI's taxonomy places the organism in Eukaryota, Fungi, Basidiomycota, Agaricomycetes, Boletales, Suillaceae. The record is from RefSeq and is a predicted model, not a curated record. Bases 240 to 731 code for a protein of 163 amino acids.
UCUAGCUAGUAGCUAGCAGUGGGAGUCAGGGAUUUUUGGUCUAUCCCAUAUUAUUUCUCUUAAGUGCAGGUCUUUUGUUUGCCGGUGCUCAAUCUUCCGCUCCUUACUGCGUUUCGACUCUGAUAUCCCCCCAGUUUGCACUCAUGGUGAGACUCUUCAAAGUGAGAUGGGGCAGUAGUUAUGUUAGCGCUAAAGCCUAAUAGUAACCGUGACAUGGCAGACCAUGUGGAGAGGUCGAAAUGCCCUGCAGCACUAUCCCCUUGGUCAUCCUCAUUGAUCCAUAUGUCUCUUUAAUCUUGCCAAGGACGUUCACGACAGAUUCGAGAAGCUUGGCUCCUUGUCUGGCCUGGUUGAAUUUUAUCAGGCUGCACUGGAGCUCCGUCCCCCUGGCCAUUCUUAUCGAUACGCGACUUUUAACAACCUUACCAACAGCCCUCAAGAUAGAUUUCAGCAGCGGGGCUGUCUUGUCUGACCUCGAUGAGGCGACUGAGCUCCAUCAGGAUACGUCACUCCUUUGUCCCACAGGUCAUUCUGACAUUCUGAUUCUCAACAAUCUUGCUAUCAGCCUUCAUGACAGAUUCGGGCAGCUUAAUAUCCCAUCUGACCUUGAUGAAGCAAUUGAGAUUGGGCUUCACCAGAUUGCACUAGCACUACUCCUGGCUGAUCAUUCUGUGGUCGAUCUGUGUCAGGUGAUAUUGGCGCUACCUUGGCAGAAGAAUCCAAGCGGCUGAGCUUCCGCCUUCGUAACAUGUUCGACCAAUCUAUUGUAGACCAGUCCCUGCAAAUCCAGCAGUAGGAUGAUGUUGUUUCGCGCAUCUGCAUGCUCCCUGACUUUUCGUUUCCUCCUACCUCCACUGUUUUCCGACCCUAAGAAAAUGGCCGUUGAUGGUCCAGUCGUCAUUAUCGAUGCUAGUAAGUACAGCCGUGACGCCUUGAUUGUCUUGAGCACCCAAGAUCCUAUCCACGUACCACUUGAUAUCGUGCGGACCGGGGUCUCUGAGUUGUCCGAUGACUUUCAGCUCCUCGCAGAGACAUUCGAUUUUUCUAAUUAUCGACACAAGCUUGCCAGCAUCCUCC